Chironomus riparius is the source of this 5594-nucleotide messenger RNA. Lineage: Eukaryota; Metazoa; Arthropoda; Insecta; Diptera; Chironomidae. The record is from the annotation of a GenBank genome assembly.
AAAAAAAAACAUUUCAAGUGAUAAAUAUAAAAAUUGGAAAAAUUACUUCAGACACACCAUUUCCCAAGACCCACGAGUUCGCGAGAUGAUUUUUCACCAUGAAUGAAUGAUCGAUCAUUGCGAGUGAAGCUGAAUCAUUUUUAUAUACCUAAAUUUCUGUUGAAUAAAGACCGAAAUAAUAUAAAAAAAAUAAGAACACGAGUGUAAGGAGUAAUAAGAAGCAAGUAACGAUGGAAAUAACGCAAGUCGCCAAUACAACAUCAUUCGAUCACCAGCAGCAACAAGUGGCAAAGAAUAAACGAAAAAAAUUCAAUCCAAAAUUCAUGCUUACAAACAGUAGUAGUGAUGAUGAAGGUGAUGGUAGCAUGGAGAAAGAUGAUGAUGAUGAUUUAUAUCAAAAUGAAAUUAAAAAUUCAAUUGAAAGUAAUCAGAGUUCGGAUGAGAAUAAUGUUGGAAAGAUUGCGAAAAAUCAUGAGAUCAUUAAUGAGUUGGCAAAUGCUAGCAACAAGACAAGUCAGAAUAAUAAUAAUAAUGAUUCACCACCACCGUCAUCAGCACUCAAUUCAAAUUUAUUCAAUAACCCAUUUUUAUCGCCAUCAAAAUUUUCAUUACUCCAAAAAUUUGGUAAUUUACAGCAACAACAGCAGUUGCUACAACAAGCAGCAAUUUCGGCAAUUGCACCACAACUUAGUCAGGCAAUGAAUCUUAGUGAAACAGAAGCAAAGUUUAGAGAAUUUGCUUUUAAAACAAUGCAAGAAUUACUCAAUAUUUAUGGAUUAUCGCUUUCAACAAACGACAUUGUCGAUGUCUUAAAACAACAGCAUGCGGGUCAAGCAUCACCAUCAGCAUCAACACAAUCGACUUUGGAGCCUCCAACACCACCACGAACGCCCAUUCAGACACAACAGAGAAAUAUUAAUAAUAAUAAUAAUGAUGAUGCAAAGGAAAAUUACGAGCAUCAAUCAUCGUCACGUAAUACACCCGUUAAAUCUAGUGCCAAAACAUUAAAGUGUGAAAAUGAAAGUGACUUGGAAGAUUACAAUAAACGAUCACAUUACAAUGAUGAUUCCAAUAAUUUUUCUGAUGAGGAUCAGCGCAUUGGGGGUCGACAGAGUGCAGUUAGUUUAUCGAUGCAUAUGAAUGGUGUUGUGGAGGAUUCAGAUCGUGAGGAAGAAAGUGAUUAUUCAUCGUUCGAUAGCUCAAAGUUGUCAUUGAAGAAUGUUGAAAGUUUGCUCGAUAAAUCGUCUCCAGUGAACUUCUACAAUCCAAUGAUGCAACUCUCAAACAUGAACAACGAACAAUCGGAAAAGCAGUUGAUUGCUGAAUAUUCAAAAUAUCUAACAAAGUAUCAAUCAUACGUUGAUUGUCACAAUGAGCAAUGUCAAAAUGAGAAUCAACGUGAGCAUUACCACUGCUAUGACAUUCAAUGUUUAAAUAAAAUGCUGAAUAAAAAGGAGGAGAUUAUAAGACAUUUGAAAUGGCACAAGAAGAGAUCUGAAUCACUAAGUCAUGGUUUCUUGCGUUUUACAUCGUCUGACGAUUGCACAACACAAUUUGGAUAUUGUCAGCAUAAUCGUAAGCAGACACAUUAUCAUUGUAUACAGAGUCGUUGUGAUAAGACUUAUAUAAGCACAAGUGAUGUACAAAUGCAUUCAAAUUAUCACAGAAAAGAUUCUCAAAUCUAUCAGGAAGGAUUCCAUAGAUAUCGAGCAACAGAAAAGUGUAUGGUGCAACAUUGUAUAUUCUACGGCCAAUGCACGACACAUUUCCAUUGUCGUCGUUGUAAAUAUACGUUCAAAAAUAAAGCUGAUAUGGAAAAGCACAAGACAUAUCACAUGAAGGAUGAACAACUAUAUAAAGACGGCUUCAAGAAAUUCUUAAAAACCGAACCAUGUCGUGUCGAUGGAUGUCGAUUUACAAUGAUCUGCAAUCAUAUUCACUGUGUUCGUCCAAAUUGCACAUACGUACUUCAUUCGAGUGGACAACUUUUGAGUCACAAGCGUAAACAUGAAAGGAUGGAUGCCGAAAUGGCAUAUCGUCGCUUCAAGAUGGGACAUACCGCAAAAGAUCUUACAGAAUCAGAAUUAGCUGCCCUUCAAUCAUUUCAUGGAUUAGAUUUGGCUCCAAAAGCUCCACCCCCACCAGCACUCAAUCAAUUUCCAGUUGCUGAUCAAGCAACAACUGAAAAAUUUAAUAAAUUGCUCAAUAAUGCAACCAUGGAAAAUUUGAAUGUUUUAUUAAGUCAUACAGCUGUAAAUCAACAAGCGAAUGUCACACCAGAGUUAUUAAGACAAAUUCAAGAAAAGCAACAAAUGAAGAAAAAUCAUAGACAACAGCCAAAUGGACAUGAGUCACCAACAAAUCUUGAUCAAUGUGAUCAGAAUGGCAUGCAAGCUGGUAUGGAGAAUGGAAUGAGCGAUGGAAUUGAAGAUGGAAUUCCAAAAUCUGUUAUACAGAAUGUGUCACAAAAUGAAGAAAUUAAGACACCAACAAUUGAGGAAGUCGAGCAAAUAAUUAAUCAAUAUUUCACAGAUCAAUGUACGCGACAACAACAGCUUUCAAAUGAGCCACUUGACUUGAAUGUUAAAACAUCAUCCAAUAAAUCACUAUUGGAAUGUUUCAUGUCCAAUAAUGAAUCACAUUUACAUUGCCUAAUAACUGGUUGUGAGGCUGUUGUUCCACGCAAUCUUAAAGACAUUUCCGAGCAUCUGAGAAUGCAUGAAUUGAAUCGUGGUGCUGAUAGUAUUAUGCAAAACUCAAACUUACUUCAAAUUACAUCAAUUGAAGGAUUCUUCAACCGAAAACGCGGUCGUCCACCAAAGAAUCGUGUGGUUGAAGUCUACAAUAAUACUCACCAUCCACCUCAAGCAAUCUUCACAAGCUUCAAACUCGAACGUAAUGAUCACAACAGCAAAGGACAUUCAUCAACAUCAUCGAAUCAAUCACAAACCACAAAUCAAAAUGCUCAAAAUGUAAAUCAAAAAAUAAAACAAGAAAAACGAGAAUCUUCAUCGGAGGGAGAUUAUGUGUCAAAAAUUGAGAUAAUUCAAUCAAAUGAAAAAUGUUUGGAUGCAUCAUGCGUAUUCCAGAAACUUUUACAUUAUCAUUGUAAUUUCUCAAAGUAUUGUCAUUUUUCGACGAAUCAUCUGUCCCAAAUGGAUCAUCAUUUGAAUGAUUUUCAUGCAAAGAUGGAAAUUUUGGAGAAUUAUGAAUAUUUUGAUAGGAAUUACGAUUGUAGACUCGUUGGUUGUUGCUACAAUAAGAUCUCAUGUCAUUACCACUGCAUUCUCUGUAAAUUUUCAUUUUCAAUGCCAAUGGAGAUGACCGAACACAUCUGUGAAGAAAACAUUGAAGAAAGUUAUGAAAGUUUUGACAUCAGUGAAUCAGACUUAAUCAAGGCACGACCACAGCCAAUUCAGCCUUUGACUGCUCAGCGAUUUUUAGAGCGAAACAUCUCACCACGUCCUGAAAGAAUUGAUGAAAGAUCCAUGAUUCAAAAGAUCAAUGAGAGCUUCUUCAAUCAUGAGCAAAAAGUUGCACUUAACAGUGAUGUUGACUUGAUUAAGACGACUAAGGUAUCUAAAGCAGCUGAGACAACAAGCAGUAAUGAUGAUAAGAUAUCAGUUGUUCGUGCAGCUGGUACUUGGAUUCCACAAAACACAAACUCAGACUACGAAUCUCCCUCAAAAUCCUCCUCAAUGUCAUCACCGACUGAUAAUAAACAUAAUCAGUCAUAUAAUGAUGAUGAUUCAACAUGUGAUCGACCAUUCUGUAAGUUGAAGCGCAAGAAACAUGAACACUGUGAUUUAUGCAAUCAAGGAUUCACUGAUGCCAUGAAAUUGAAAAUCCAUUACCUCAAACAUCAACAAACGAAGCUUGGUGGAAUGUUUGAAGACUCAGAAAGUGAUAAAAAUGAUCAGCAAUCAUCUUCUAGUUCCCACAUCAAGAAGGAAGAACCGGAACCACAUGAUUUAAGUAAAAAUGCACUUCCAAAUCAAAGCGUUCUUCAAAACUUAAUGUUUCCACUUCCACAUUCAAAUGCUGCAUCUGCAGCUGGUGUAAUGGACAAUUUGUCAUUACAGAACCUCCAACUCGCAAAUUUAGCACAGCUUUAUCAGCAAAAUUCCCUUUACUAUCAAAGUUUAUAUCCAUUUAUUGGAAAUCAAUCUAUUCCUGGUUUAGGGAUGGAACAACAAAUGCCAUUAAUGCAAUUCCCAUUUCCUGCUCUUGCCGGUGCUGGAGGGUUCGAUUUCGGUCUUUCAUUGCCAAAUAUGAAGUCAUCCUUACUUGCACAAAAGCGAAAAUUGGAGCAAUUUGAUGAAAUGCAAAAUCUUCAGAAGAAAUCAAAAAUUUCUGAACGUCCAAAAGAAUAUCAAAAGAAAUCUUACAAGGACGAUUCAGUUCCAACUGGAUAUUUGAAAUUUAGAUUUAAUCAAGAUUGUAAUUUCCCAAAUUGCGGCUACCGCAACCAUCAAUCGCAUUUCCAUUGCUGUCGUAAAGAUUGUUUCUAUUCAUUCUGCGAUAAGACUCGUUUCGUGCAACAUACAGCACGUCAUGAGCGUCUUGAUAAACUGAUGGGCGAUGACUUUAAGCAGUUCCGUGCGAAUAUGCAUUGCGGAUAUUCAAAUUGUGCGUACAAUAAGAAUUUAGGUCCACACAAUAAAUCCUCACAUUUUCAUUGUCUCAAGUGCAAUUACAUUUGUUCGGACACAAACAAAGUCGUCGCACAUCGGCGACAACACAGCAAGCAAGAGUACAUAAAUAAGGCGGGUUUCCGAAAAUAUUCCAAUAAUGAACACUGCAAUAUUCCCGAUCCAUGUAGUCCCGAUGGCGAGUGCAUGUAUACUUUAAAACAAACUCAUUACCAUUGUCUCGAAUGCUCAAUGGCUGUCUUAAGUCGUAAUCAAUUAUCAUUUCAUAAUCAUAGAAUUCGUCCAGGUAUGUCACUUGAUGACUAUGCUCCAAAUGACAUGUCAAAUGAUAAUAAUAUAUUGAUAUUAAACGAUAACGGAAGUGAUGAAAAUUCCUCGUAAAUUGUGUGCCAUUUGACACAGAACGGCCAUAAAGUGGGGUUGUUUAUCAGUGAUGUCUUUUUUGAAAUUAAAUUUUUUAGGUUAUUAAAUCCUUCAAGUUAAAGAAUCAAUUGAUUAAUUGAGUCCCCACCCCCUCCUCCCCCUUAAACUGAAGACGUCACUUGUGAACGACCCUUAAAAAACCAUUUGAUUAUUUUUUUGUACAAAGCAGUAAGUGAACAUAAUAAAGUUAAUUGCAAUUCAGUAGCCAUAAAAUAUUUUUUUUUUGUCUUAGUCCAUAAGUGACAAUUUUUCUUUUAAUUUGCUGUAAAUAAUUUAAAUGAAAAAAUAAAUCCAUAAUAAAGGGCAAUUGGGUUGUUAGAUCCAGUAUAAUAAUAAUUAAAAAUGAUGUUCGAAUAUAGUCAAUUUUUUUGUGAAAAAAUCAAUAAAAAGUACUCAAAUUUAAAAACUCAUUUUUGAGAGAUUAGAUUAAAAUGAAGAAAAUAAUAGAAUAGAAUUUUUAAUCCAACCUUACUUAUGUAUAACAGAGAUUCUCAAACUUAUACGGAGUUGAAAUGUUUG